Messenger RNA from Siniperca chuatsi (mandarin fish), 7000 nucleotides. It is a transcript of the gene cobl, whose product is annotated as cordon-bleu WH2 repeat protein. NCBI's taxonomy places the organism in Eukaryota, Metazoa, Chordata, Actinopteri, Centrarchiformes, Sinipercidae. Bases 231 to 5042 code for a protein of 1603 amino acids. The record is from RefSeq and is a predicted model, not a curated record. Gene Ontology annotation, biological process: actin filament polymerization; actin filament network formation. The transcript has 19 exons. Gene Ontology annotation, molecular function: actin monomer binding. Gene Ontology annotation, cellular component: ruffle; plasma membrane; perinuclear region of cytoplasm.
UUUUAUUUAUUAAUUCAAUUGACUUGACAGUGCUCGAGGGAAAAUCAGCCGGGGGGAUGCGAAGAUUAUAUCAAGUGGAUUUGACAAGUAACUCAGUCCAUGAGAAUGACUCAGUGAGACCGUUUUGACUAAAGUGAUAGCCUAAUGGAUAUCCACCGAGUUUAAGAGCAACAGCGGACUUUGGGAGAACAGCUCGAGUGCCGCUAUCGUCUGAAGUUGGAAUCACUGCAAUGACCGAGUCCUCAAAACCGCCUUUAGGGAGGAGAAUGAAGGCACGUGCCCCACCUCCGCCAUCAGCUCCUCAACCCGCCCCACGCCACAUCUUUAGGAACACUGUACCUGAUGGAGGAGGAACAUCAGGCAUGGAUGCCAAAGAGAACAUGCUGAGGCCCACUGUGGAUUUACAGCUAACCUUACCACAGGGAUACCAGAUUUCUGUAACUGAGGAUGGCAGUAAGGCGCUGAUGGACCUGCUGGUUGAGCAGUGUAGCCGCUACCACCUGAAUCCAGCACUGCACACCCUGGAGCUGCUGUCGCCCGAGGGCCACACUUUGGGGUUCAAGCCCAACGCGCUGCUGGGCUCCCUCAAUGUGGCCUGUGUCCUCAUCAAGGAGAAAGUCUGUGAGGAGAAAGUGGUGCGUAGACCGGCGCCCAAAGUACCAGAGAAAACAGUGCGUUUGAUGGUGAUCUACCACGGCAGCCAGAAGGCAGUGGUACGGGUCAACCCGUUGGUACCACUCCAGGCUCUGAUACCAGUCAUCUGUGACAAAUGUGAGUUUGACCCUGCACAUGUCCUGCUCCUGAAGGACAGCAUCAGUCGCCACGAGUUACCACUGGACAAAACUCUGACAGAGCUGGGGAUCAAGGAGCUCUAUGUACAUGAUCAGAGUCUAGUUCUCCAGCCUAAAAUGGCUUCUGCCCCAGCUCUUAACUACUCAGACUCCAUCUGCUCCAGUACUACCAGUUUGGGCAGAGGAGAGAAGAAAGGCCUCUUGGGUAUCUUCCAGUUCAGCAGGAGGAAAUCCAAGACAGAGACAACAUUUAUGGACAUGGAUGACUGUGAUGAUAAAGUAAUCCAAAAUACAGAUACACAAUCCAAUGGUAUAUCCACAGGAGUCUCCAGUGUAGAAGAUCGGCCCAGCACCUUGGGCCAGUCUCAGUCGGUCAUGAACAUACCCAGGAUGUCUCCCAAGGCUGAAGUCAAGAAGAGGAGGGCCCCAGCACUGCCUGGGGCCCCAACACCCACCAUGGGACACACUAGCUUUGAGGGCUAUCAGAUGGGCCUUGGCUCAGAAAGCCAGCAGAGGAAAAGGAAGGCUCCAGCCCCCCCUCCCACCCCAGCUUCCAUCACCCCAGAACCUGAUAACACUUCAACCUCUGGCGCUCCCACCCCUGAUAGCCACGCUACUGAAACACCUACCCCAGCCUUCCGUACCAAGGUGGCACAGUCAACCACCAUCUCUACUACCACUGUGGUAACGCAAACAGUUAAACCAGUCCCUUUGAAAACAGAAAUACAACCUCCACCUGUGUGCGCUGCCACACCAGUCCCCAGCUCCCCUACUUCAAGCAGGAGCACCACCGACAGCCUGGCUGUCCAGGAUUCCAGCUCUGAACUCAGCCACAGCCACAGCCUCGACGACAUAGACGCUGAUGUAGACCAGACCGGUUCCCACUGUAGCAGCCUCACCAGCAGCACAGUGAGCGGGUCUGUGCGGAUCCAGCCCACUACAAAAAGCUCCAGCAGCAGGAUGGAGGAAUCAAAAAAGUCCAGCAGCAUGGCUGCCAAAUCAACUCAAGAGGCGACAUCAGCCAGCAGCUCCAGGUCGGAGACUGAGUCGGCCCUGAACCUGAAACUGGAUGAAGUUGAGAACAACAGACACAGUGCAAUGGGAACCACUGAUCGACCAGCGCCACCCAAACCUCGUCGUUCCCCGGCCCGGGAGCCACCACAGCUUGCCCUAUCCCCUACCCCGUCCUCCUCUCCCAUUGAGCCCACAGAAAGCUACUCCCCACAGAGUCCCAUGGAGGCGGAGGAAGAAGCUCCCCAGUCUUGGCUUCACUCCAUGAGGAGCUCCACAGCCAGUGGCCAGAAACCAGAAACUGAAACACCCGAGGAGGAGACCAUGUCCUUGGGCAGCAGCAGCGGUGGCAGCAGCCUGCCCGACCAGGGUUACGCCGCCUCUGAGGGUAUGGCAGAGGGCGAGGACUCAGGCAUGGUCAGCUCUCCAUCUGACACCCAACCCACAUCCCCAGAUGGGAGUUUGUCCCUGGAUGGAAUUAGCGGAGUCGGAGGAGAGAGACUGCCGGGACCAGUGCGGGACAAUUCCAGUGACAGCGAUGAGGGAUGUGCCACCUGGGGAUCAAGACACAGGCACAAUGACAUCAACCCACAUGCAAAGUCAGGCAGGUUAAAAGACAGCUAUGAAGAUGACCCAGUGCUCACAGCCCAGCUCCAUCAGACGUUGGCAGGUUUUGAAGCAGACCUUGCAGACCACAUAGAUAUAGUCUCAGCAAAGGAGACUCCCUAUACCCUGUCCACAGACAGUAAUGAGGUGCCAGUGUCUGUAGUGGACAUGGAUGUGCCAGUCACAGCCAUAGAUGAAGUACUGGAGGACUAUGAACGUAACAUUGAAGAAAAUGAGGCAAAUUCACUAACCACAACUGAGUCAGCUGGCAGCAAAGGUCUAGUCUUUUGUCACCAGUCCAGUGUAGAGCCACAGAACAAAAACAACAAUGCUUGUACAGCUGCUGACAGUAAGCAAAGGAGCAGUGCAAAUACUAAGCAGCCGUCUCAACCUGAGCGGCAUAGGAAGUCAUGGGAGAACAAGUCUAUUGGUGAUAAAAAGAAAGAAAAUAUACUAGAGACAAAAAUUAAAGUUAUGAGUAUCACUGAUACCAACAGUGUGAAAGAGGAUAAACAAAGAACAUCAGCAGUGAAAUCUAACGUUGACAUGCAGAAACACAGCAACAGCACUGUGAUCAAAUCUGAUCUUGUGAAAAGUAACGCUCAAUCUUUUCAAGAGAAGAAACCUGUUCUUCCACCAACCAGUCAGAGAUCAGUAUCUGCAGAAAGAAAUGAAGAGAUGCACAGAGUACACCAAAAUAGCUCCAGCUCGAAUACUUCACAUGGUAAAAUCACUCCCAACAUCACAUCACGCUUCGGUAUGAAAACUUUCACUGUGGUCCCUCCCAAACCCUCUGUCAUGCAUGCUGCUCCGGGAGAGCCAACUGUCAAAUUAACUGUUGGUGCCAUUAAGAUUGACGAUCAAGGAAAUAUGGUGAAAGCGGGUAUCUCCCGGAACAAAGUUGGUGGUUCAUCAGAGUCUGGAAUGAAUUGCAGUGAGGGGUCUCCUCUUCUUGGAAAAGCCAAAGCUUUUUGGAGCUCAAAUGAAAGACAAGAAAGUGCUAUACCCCACAGCAAAGGUCUCAUUGAUAAGGCGAAGGAGAACACAGAUGGUCUGAAAAGUACUCCCACUGCAGUCUCAGAAGCUACAUUGAAGACCAGUAACACUGAGGCAAUGAUGCAAACUUCGCUUAAUAAACUUGCAGAGAGAGCCCAGCCUAAAGAGAUGGUCCAAGAAGAAGCUAAAGAACCAGUGAAAGACGUCAAAGUUGCAAAAGAGGAGUGGGCAGAGGUGGAGGGUAAGAUUCCAGUGUCCAAAAACAUUCAGCAGCCAAGUAAUAAACCUGCCCUUCCCCCUCCUAUCCUUCCAGACCUGAAAAGAGACCUGUCCUUCCUCAAACCAUCCAGGCGAACCUCAAGCCAAUACGUGGCGUCUGCCAUCACUAAAUACACCCCAAAGACCUCAGCUACACCCAACUCCAUCCCUAACAAACCUGACUCCUCUGCUUCUUUGAAAACACAGACUAUCAGUUUCCAGAGAUCAGGUCGGUCCAUACAAGUGAAUCCACACCAAUCUUCCCAGUCAUCUUUGUCAGAUAAUAAGGAGAAUGAAUCUGCUUCUAAAUCCAACCCUCCUGGUCCUAAGAGGUCCAUGAGCUACCCAGAGUAUGUGUCAGAUAGCCAGAGAGAUUUUGGAGAAGUGAGACCAGACAGAGGAGGAUUUGGAAGUUGUGCUGGAUCCACCGAAAGAAGCUCUAAUACUCUGGAAACAGAAAAAGCGAAGAAUAUGCACAUUCAGUCUAGUGGCCCCACCCAAAUAAAUAUGACCGCCAAUAAUGACAGAGAUCAUUUUAAACAUAUUCGUCCCAGAAGCCCCAGCCCUGCAAAAAGCAGUCCUCUACACUCAUCCGCCAAACCACCCACAGCUCCCAAGACCGUAUCCCAAGGCCAGACAAGUAACACGAGGGAUAUGACCAAGACAGCCACUCAUCUAACACCUGAUACAAAACCAGAACCUUCUAUCACAGUGUCAGACAGUGGUGUGACCUCGGGGCCUCCGCCAGUGACAGUGUUUGGGCCAGUUAAAAAGGUCAGACCAGUGAUCUGUAAAUCUGUUGACAAAGAGACGUCUCUGCACAGCAGCCUGAUGGAGGCAAUCCAGACAGGCAGAGGCAGGGACAGGCUCAAGAAGAUUACCACUUCUGGUCCCAGCAACAUGAAGAAAGCAUCUUAUGUUGAGGAGGAGAAUGAGAGGUCUGCUCUUUUGGCUGCCAUUAGAGCUCAGAGCAACUCUGGAAGGCUGAGGAUGACCAAAUCUGAGGCUGCUGAUGAGCUUGAGAAGUUCAGGAAGGCGGCUUGUGAGGAGGAGAGAAGUGCAGGCCCUCCCUCCUCUACCUCUCCUCCCUCUUUGACUUGCACUCCUGUCUUUACCCAACCACCACCGCCACCAGCACCCAUGAUUGCGCCUCCACCCCCCCCCCCUGUCUUGCCCCCGGGUAAGCCUAGCACUGUGGCACAUCAAACUGCUAACGCCCCCAUGAACCCUGCCUUGGCCAGGGAGGCUAUGCUGGAGGCCAUUCGCUCUGGAUCUGCUGCUGUGAGCCUAAAAAAGGUCGCUGUGCCCACAAAGACAGUCCAAGUGAAUGGCAGACUGGGAACAAUCCAAGCAAGCUCCUCAACACUUCCUCAGCAAUAAGAUGGGAAGCCCACAUUACCGCAACGAGAAAUAAUUAAUCAGUUUGUUUGUUUUUUGCCAUUGUGCUUUUGCAACAGACAUUUGGAAAACUCAGUCACAUUUUGAGGGAAUGUUAUUUGAAAGUUUGGGGAAACUUUAUCUGACACAUGACAGAAAUUACAAAGAAAUAAGAAUAAAGAAUGAUUUCUACAUGCUAUCCAGAUAAACUAGAUUAUUCAAAAAGGGCUUCACAGCUCUGAGUACUAGUCUCUGGGGCCUUAUGCUUAAACUAACGCACUAAUGCUCAAAGAAUUUUAUAUAAAAGGUGAGUGAUUUAAACAUUUCUUCUUGUAAGGAGGAAUGUUGUUCUUUUAGUAGCCAAACACUAGUAACAUCUGUCAGAUAAAGGUGUCAUAGGUGAAAGGUUUGCAGUUAAUUCCACUUAUAAUAUCAUAUCUGUCAGUUGGCUUCUAACAAUCGCUUGCUGGAAAAUGUUCAUCUUUGUAACAUAUCACUGUUCCUUAACAUAUCUUGCCAUCUGUACUUGAAUUCAGUAGUUUUAACUGGAACACUGUACAAAAUGUGUGCCAAUGAAAGAAAAUUUAAAUGGUUUAUGCUACUUUCAGAUCUUUUUUUUGUUUGUUUGUUUUUGUUCUGAUCUCUUUUUUACCACAGUUAAGUUAUGGAUGCCUUAUACUGUUGCUCAGUCAGUGUUAUGUAUAUGAUGUUUGCUGUAAAAAGUCUAUAUGGGGUGCAAUACGUUGGAUCUGAUGAUGUUUCCAGAUUUGAACUACUUAAUAUUUGUCUAAAAUUAAAUUAAGAUAACUGAAAACAAUGGACAGAUCCAUUGACAAUGUUUGAUUAUUUAAAAGUGUAUUAUUUUAUCCAGAUCUGGUCCAUAAUGCCAACUUGUACAGUUCUUGGCUGUGAGGAGAAGUAAGAUGGUGGUGACUAGUGCCUGUUAGCUCAAUGUGCUCGUAAUUUAGCUUCUAACCUUUAUUUGUGCUGCUGUUUAAAACCUAAAGGCAUUGUCAUACAUGGUCAGUGUCGUGCAGACACUUACAUACUUGCACAGUCGAGAUAUUACUGACUUUGAUGUUUGAUAUAUUAGAGAAAUUACGAUGAACCUUACCUUUCCUUGACAUUUCAACAUUUUUGAAGCAUUGUUAUUGAAGUAUAUCAAUGGUGGAUGUCACCAUGAGCAAAAAGAUUAGUUUAUUAAUCAACAAGUCACUACCAAUAUGUAGUGGCUAAUGUAAUACAAACUACCAGUCAUAGGAAAACUGUAGAAAAGCAGUAGUUUAGGUUAUUAAUGGCCUUGAUUUAGGCGUGUGUUACUGCAUUCCAUUCUGCUCCUCUGUAGGUGAAGUUUACAGUAUGGAGUAGCUAUGGUUGAUAGAGGGAGAGUGGACCACUGCCAUUAAAUGGCAUAGUUCUGGAUAAAUUAGGAUGUCCACGCUGAAUCAUAUUUAGAAUGAAGAAAACCCUAGAGCAUCCAUAUUCAAGUGUAAACGCUUACUGCUAUGAAUUGGGAGCUAAAUCUGAGUGAAGGGAUUUGAAUUCCUAGUUUUAUAGAGAUUUAUUUUAAUUUAUGCGCCGUUUUAAUACUCAAAAAAAAUUUUUACUGUUGUAUGUUUUAUCCUGAGAGUGAAAACCUUAAGAGAUUUUCUGUUUUGUUCUUUUUUCUCUCUCUAACUAGAAGGGAUUGUUUCAUUUCUGCUAGAUGGUUUCAUCUACACACAAUAGCCUACAGCACAUUGCAGCAUUGUAUAUUUUGUAAACUAAAGAAAGAUCAUCGCCGUGAAAGGUUUGAUUCAAAUCUUUGAUAGAGAGCUAUUUUAGCUAGUUUAUAGUGUGAAAUUUCUAUAAGCUAUUGCUUUUUAAGUUUUAAGUGCACAUUGUUUUUUGGGAAGGUUACACGGUUAUUUUUGUCUACUCUAAUUUUUGAUUCAAUAAAUAAUUUUGUAAUCAAGUGAAAA